Linum trigynum is the source of this 2403-nucleotide messenger RNA. The record is from the annotation of a GenBank genome assembly. NCBI's taxonomy places the organism in Eukaryota, Viridiplantae, Streptophyta, Magnoliopsida, Malpighiales, Linaceae.
AUGGAGGAGUCUCGAGAUGAAGCGGUGCCAGCAGAGCAGAGGCCUUCUAAUGCAGCAUGGUGGGGCUCAGAUUUUAUUGAGAAGUUUGACUCUGUUUCGUUGCAUUCUCAAGAAGAUACUCUGAGUAAUAAAGAAUCACCUAGAAAUUAUGAAGAAGAUGACUUGUCUUCUCAAACUGCAUCACAAGUUCUCUGGAGAACUGGAAUGCUUUCAGAACCAAUUCCAAAUGGCUUCUACUCUGUCACACCGGAUAAAAGACUCAAAGAGCAUUUUGAGUGCCUUCCAACCCUGGAUGAACUCCAUGCUCUUGGAAAUGAGGCUCUCACUGCUGAUGUGAUUGUUGUGGAUUUUAGGAAAGAUAAAAAGCUGUCAAUGCUGAAGCAGUUGAUUGUUGCGCUGGUGAGAGGAUUGAGUGCGAAUCCAGCUGCCAUGAUAAAAAAGAUUGCUGGGUUGGUAUCUGAUUUUUACAAAAGACCUAGUGUUGAUAGCCCUGUGAGAACAUCUGUAGAGGAAAAUUAUCACUUGCUUGAAAACCGAGGAGUUCAAUUGCUUGGGCAAAUAAAACACGGUUCGUGCCGUCCUCGAGCAAUCUUGUUCAAAGUUCUGGCAGAUACUGUGGGUCUAGAAAGUAGGCUUGUCUUGGGUUUACCAAAUGACGGAUCUGUCGAGUGUGUAGACUCAUAUAAGCACAUGUCAGUCAUUGUUGUGUUGAACUCGGUGGAACUACUGGUAGAUCUUAUGCGGUUUCCUGGCCAGUUGAUCCCACGGUCUACCAGAGCAAUUUUCAUGACUCAUAUCUCAGCAGCUGGGGAGAGUGAUUCUGCUGAAAAUGAUUCUUGCGAUUCACCACUUGAACCAAACAGUCCUCUUUGUGGUUUCCCAGAGAAAGUGGAUCCUGACAGUGCUGAAAAAGAUGAGGGUCAUCAGUUCCAUAGGAAAUUAGAGGGAUCUUCAAAUGCAUCAGGCCCUGUAUUGCGGAACAAGAUGUUGCGAUCUAGCUCAUACCUGGAUACAAAACUUAGUUUAUCACAUAGUGAACCCAAUGUCGCUACAGCAUUUUGGCGGCGUAGCCGGAAAAAGGUGAUAGCUGAACAGCGGACUGCUAGUUCAAGUCCAGAGCAUCCUUCAUUACGGGUACGUGGAAGGUCUAUGCUAAGUGGUGAUAGGCAUUCAAUUAGAGAUUAUCCUGAGGAUGUAGCUACCUCAAGCUACAAGUCAGAAGGAGCAUCAACAUCAUUGGAGACUCGUAGAUUAAGAAGACGAAGCAUUAGCAUGACCCCAGAGAUUGGUGAUGAUAUUGUGAGGGCUGUGCGGGCCAUGAAUGAAACUUUGAAGCAGAACCGUCUAAUCCGGGAGCGAGGAGAUGGUACAUCCUCUACAGUUAAUUCAGACGAGAAGGAUAACAGCUCAGAUCUUCAGAAAAAUGUGGACUACAAAAAUUCUCAGAAGGCAAUGUCACUACCAUCUUCUCCGCAUGGAUAUAGUAGCCAAACAGUGGAUAGAGUUAAACCUUCAGGCUACUCCGCGAAAGAUGAAUUGGUCACAACGUGGAAUAAAGUCCUUGAGUCACCCAUGUUCCAGAAUAAGCCUCUGUUACCUUAUGAUGAAUGGAAUAUUGAUUUCUCAGAAAUAACUGUUGGAACUCGUGUCGGGAUUGGGUUUUUUGGUGAAGUUUUCCGAGGCGUAUGGAAUGGGACAGAUGUUGCUAUCAAAGUUUUCUUAGAGCAAGAUCUAACAGCUGAAAACAUGGAAGACUUUUGCAAUGAAAUAUCCAUUCUUAGUCGCCUUCGCCAUCCUAAUGUUAUAUUGUUUUUAGGUGCUUGCACAAAGCCUCCCCGAUUGUCAAUGCUCACCGAGUACAUGGAAAUGGGAUCCUUGUAUUACCUAAUUCAUUUAAGUGGUCAGAAGAAGAAGCUUAGUUGGCGGAGGCGGCUUAAAAUGCUACGUGAUAUCUGCAGGGGUUUGAUGUGUAUACAUCGGAUGAAGAUAGUUCAUCGCGAUCUCAAGAGCGCAAACUGUCUCGUGAACAAGCAUUGGACUGUUAAGAUCUGCGAUUUCGGGCUCUCAAGAAUCAUGGUGACCAAGCUGGUAACAGACUCAUCGUCAGCAGGAACUCCUGAAUGGAUGGCUCCUGAACUCAUCCGCGGUGAAUCUUUCACUGAGAAAUGUGACAUUUUCAGCCUAGGAGUCAUAAUGUGGGAACUCUGCACUCUCAAUAGACCGUGGGGAGGAAUACCACCUGAAAGAGUUGUUUAUGCUGUUGCUAAUGAAGGAUCCAGAUUGGAGAUUCCGGAGGGUCCGCUGGGAAGGCUAAUUUCAGACUGCUGGGCUGAAGCGCAUGAGCGACCUAGCUGUGAGGAAAUCCUGUCUCGGUUGCUUGAUUGCGAGUAUUCCCUUUGCUGA